AUGUUCGUGGCUUUGCAAUCUCAUGCAGAGCACACUGAGCAGGUGUUGGCCUCGCUGCGUAAUCGCUCGUUCGAAGACCAAGCGGACGAGUCGUGUGCACGGCACGAGGCAGGCGAUCUGACGCGAACUGUAUCGCGGCUAUUGGCGAGAAAUGCCGACUCGGUCAAAAUGGCGAAUAUUGGUCGACCGACGAAGCCGAAAAACAUCUUCGAAAUGCGACUGCCGCCANUCCAGGAGCACACUGAGCAGGUGUUGGCCUCGCUGCGUAAUCGCUCGUUUGAAGACCAAGCGGAUGAAUCAUGUGCACGGCACGAGGCAGGCGAUCUGACGCGAACUGUAUCGCGACUCUUGGCGAGAAAUGCCGACUCGGUCAAAAUGGCGAAUAUUGGUCGACCGACGAAGCCGAAAAACAUCUUCGAAAUGCGACUGCCGCCAGCUUUCGCUUACUAA
This is a messenger RNA of Haemonchus placei, 450 nucleotides long. The record is from the annotation of a GenBank genome assembly. Lineage: Eukaryota; Metazoa; Nematoda; Chromadorea; Rhabditida; Trichostrongylidae.